GGAAACUGUAGACUGAUCAGAUUAAGCACGGUGGGCGACAGGAGAGUUUAUAUAUUCCUUAGAGAGUGUAUAGUUUUUUAUAAUAAUUAAGUGUGUUGUCCAAUAGGAUAGAGUACAGUCUACAAUGGGAGCUUCGAAUCAUAAAUUUAAGACAGAUGGCAGUGCAAGCUUUCUGCGAGCAGCGAGAACCGGAAACAUUGAAAAACUUUUGGAAUACUUGAAAGGCAACAUAGACAUCAACACCAGCAAUAACAAUGGACUUAAUGCUUUGCAUCUUGCAUCGAAAGAAGGUCAUGAGACUGUUGUAGCAGAACUUCUAAAGAAUGGAGCGGACGUGAAUGCAGCAACAAAGAAAGGAAAUACAGCAUUACACAUAGCAGCUCUAGCUGGCCAAGAACCGGUGGUGAUGAUUCUACUACAGAAUGGCGCCAAAGUCAAUGUUCAGUCUCAGAACGGUUUCACUCCCUUGUAUAUGGCUGCCCAAGAAAAUCACGAUGACAUCCUUCGCCUCCUUCUCGAUAAUGGAGCGAAUCAAAGUAUUGCAACAGAGGAUGGCUUUACUCCAUUAGCAGUAGCACUACAGCAAGGCCACAACAAGGUGGUUUCUGUACUAUUGGAAAAUGAAACAAAAGGAAAAGUGCAACUAUCUGCUCUCCAUAUUGCUGCUAAGAAGGAUGACUGUAGAGCUGCAGCUUUAUUGCUACAGGAUGAUGACAAUCCAGAUGUUACUUCAGUGAGUGGUUUUACACCUCUUCACAUAACUGCACAUUAUGGAAAUGAAAAUAUGGCUUUAAUUUUACUGGAAAAAGGAGCAAAUGUAAACUUUCAUGCCAAACACCAGAUAACUCCUCUACAUGUUGCAGCAAAAUGGGGUAAAUUGAACAUGGUGACAUUACUUCUUGAUAAAGGGGCCAAACUUGAAGCUGUGACUAGAAAUGGUCUUGCACCUUUGCAUAUGGCUGCCCAAGGUGAUCAUGUAGACUGUGCUAGGAUCUUGCUCAACAACAAGGCACCAGUAGAUGAUGUAACUGUAGAUUCUCUCACAGCUUUACAUGUGUCAGCUCACUGUGGACACUUGAGGGUUGCAAAGUUAUUGCUUGACUGUGAAGCUGAUCCAAAUGCUAGAGCACUUAAUGGGUUUACACCUCUGCACAUUGCCUGUAAAAAGAAUCAGUUAAAGGUGGUAGAACUUCUUCUUGACUAUGGAGCAUCUAUUACAGUCACUACAGAGUCAGGUUUGACACCUCUGCAUGUAGCUUCAUUAAUGGGAUAUAUGAAUAUUGUCAUCUCUCUGAUUCAAAGUGAAACAAAUCCUGAUAUACAGACAGUACGAGGUGAAACACCACUUCACUUGGCUGUUCGUGCAAACCAAACUGGCAUCGUGCGUAUUUUGCUGCAUAAUGGGUCUGAAGCCAAUGCUCGUGCAAAGGAAGAGCAGACACCUUUACAUAUUGCUGCCAGACUUCAAAAUGCCAAUGUUAUUAGUCUUUUAAUUCAGCAUGGUGCCGAAAUUGAUGCAACAACUAAAGAAAUGUACACUGCCCUUCAUAUUGCUGCUAAAGAAGGCCAGGAAGAAGUAGCAUCUGUUCUUAUAGAACAUGGAGCCUCUCUCAGUGUUGCCACAAAGAAAGGGUUUAUUCCUCUGCAUUUGGCAGCCAAGUAUGGUAACGUCAAAGUAGCACGUCUUCUACUACAGAAAAAUUCUCCCGUUGAUGCUCAAGACAAUAAUGGUUUGACACCUCUUCAUAUUGCAGUUCAUUAUGAUUAUGUAAACAUGGCACUAUUGCUAUUAGAAAAGGGGGCAUCACCCCAUUCCACAGCCAAAAAUGGUUUUACUCCUCUACAUGUAGCAACUAAAAAGAGUCAAAUGGAUAUUGCUACCACACUCUUGGAAUAUGGAGCAAAAGUUAAUGUUGAAUCUAAGGCUGGAUUCACACCUCUACACUUGGCAGCUCAAAGUGGUCAUACAGACAUGGUCACGCUACUGAUAGAACAUCAGGCUGAUGUUAAUGCAGCAGCAAAGAAUGGACUAAUGCCUCUCCAUCUUUGUGCCCAAGAAGAUCAUGUUAAAGUGGCUACUAUUCUUGUUCGAAAUGGAGCUGACAUUGAUCCUCAGACAAAGGCCGGCUAUACUCCACUGCAUGUUGCCUCACACUUUGGUCAGGUGCACAUGGUACAGUUCCUGUUACAACAUUCUGCCAUCAGCAACUCGACCACAGCGCAUGGAUAUACUCCUCUCCAUCAAGCAGCCCAGCAGGGACAUACAUUUAUCAUCACCCUGCUAUUAGAAUACAAGGCCUCACCCAAUACUGUUACCAAUCUAGGACAAACACCUUUAUCCAUUGCCCAGCAAUUAGGCUAUGUUUCCGUGGUGGAAAUCUUAAAAUCCAUAACAGACGUUGAUAUUUUACCUAUCAUUACAAUGGUAACUGAGGAAAAAUAUACAGCUGUCUCUCCAGAAAUCAUGCAGGAGGCAUUAAUGAUUGACUCUGAAGAUGAAGAAGGGGAAGACUCUGUGGCAGGUGAUCAAUUCAUGAAAUGCAUUGCAUAUGAUGGCACAAAAAAUUUGAAUGAAAAUACUCACAUCAUCAAUGUUACCAAAGAUGAAAAACUUGCUGAAAGUAUGGCAUUAAGCCAACACAUUGAAGCACCAGUAACUGUUGAAAAAGAGCAUCUACCACCUCAAAUUACUAUUGCAAAUAAAAAACCAUAUGUUGUAGAAAAAUAUGUUCCUGAUGAUGUAAAUAUCUCGGAGACACCAGUGUAUUCUGGCAAGCUUGAGUGGAAAAUAUUUUUGGUUAGUUUUAUGGUUGAUGCUCGAGGAGGAGCAAUGCGUGGUUGUCGACAUUCAGGGGUGAGAAUUAUAAUUCCACCCCAAAAAGCCCUUAUGCCAAUACGCAUUACUUGCCGAUACUUAGAAAAAGAUAAUCUUGUCCACCCACCUCCUCUUAUGGAAGGCGAAGCUUUGGCUUCUAGAAUUCUUGAAGUUGGACCAUCUGGUACAAAAUUUCAAGGACCUGUGAUACUCGAGAUACCUCAUUUUGCUUCCCUGCAUGAAAAAGAGCGAGAAAUUACCAUAUUAAGGAGCAACUCAGGAGAGACCUGGAAGGAGCAUGUUCCUCCACCAGAUGUUAAUGUAUAUGAUGUCUUAAAUGGGUGUAUUGAAGAAGAUGAGUUAAGUGCCUUAGAAGACUUGAGCGCCAACAGAAUCACACGUAUUGUAACAACAGAUUUCCCACAAUAUUUUGCCAUUAUUACACGUUUCAGACGAGAGAUCCAUGCUCUUGAUUCAAAGGGAGGAAUGCUAACUUCAACAGUUCUACCACAAGUUCAAGCUAUGUUCCCAGAGGGUGCUCUCACCAAAACCAUCCAAGUUGGUCUUCAGGUACAACCUAUACCACUAGAUUUAGUCCCAAAGAUGAUGCGAUAUGGUGUGGUAGCUAGUCCCAUUGUUACUAUUGAGCCUCGUCGUCGUAAGUUUCAUAAGCCUAUUACAUUGACUAUUCCACUGCCACAAGCUGCUACUAAUGACAUACUAGACCAAAAAAAUAGGUAUCCAUCAUCACUGAGGUUGUUAUGCAGCAUAACAGGUAGUACCAAGUCAUUUUUCUCUCUCUCCUUUGGCCAUUAUUUGACUUUAGUCCUUUUUAUUUUACUGUAUAACUUCCUACACAAAAAAUACUUAUCAGCAAGAUUUUGGCUCCUGGAUUAUAGGCAAAGUAAUUCAGCAUCAAAAUAUGCCAGUGAACUUUAUCGAGAAGUCAUUAGUGUGCCUUUCAUGGCCAAGGUUGCUGUCUUUACUAAACAGUCUGAGCUACAAGUAUUCUGUAUAACAGACGACAAGGAGGAGAAUGCCUUAGAAAUCCAUAAGCAUUAUAUACAGACAACAGAGUGUAAAGAUGUUGAAGUUUUGGAAGGGAAGCCUUAUUACUUAGAAUUUUUUGGAAAUCUGGUUCCUGUGACAAAUUUUGAAGAACAACUCUGUCUUACAUUUCAAGCUUUCAGGGAGAACAAACUCUCAUUUUUUGUACGUGCAAAGGAUUCUCUACAAGAUGCUACUGGUAGAAUUGUUUUCAUGCGGGAGCCCAAAUCAGGUCAUGAACAUUUAUCUCAGACUCCAGUAUGUGAUUUAUACAUUACACUGCCUGAUGUAAGCAAGGUUGACGUAGAGGAAGUCAAUGAUAUUCUCACAUUGAAGAGAAACUGUGAUCCACAAGAAUUAGAAUGGUCAGAAACAGAUAAGUGUGAGUUAGAUGGUGAUAUCAUUCAGAACAACUCAUCUACCUCUACACUAACAGAUCAGGGAGCAGAUGGAACUCUACUUGACUCUUCUGAUGAAGUGGAUCACACUGACAGUAAAGAGGUUGAGUCUAGAUCCUCUAGUUGUAGGGAGAGUAGUCAGACGACCUCAACAGCACCUCCUCUUGUUGGUAAGCUUCAGAUGCUAGAAAAUGGUGCUGAAAGAGAAGCUGGUCUGUUGCAAAGCACGUGUAAACUACAGGAUCAAGAGUGAAGAUGAACUUCUCCAGUUAUUCACCCACAACCCUGUUAUGGACAGGGAAUUGUUCUCAUAAUAACAGUAUUGUUUACAAAUAUCACAUUUAUAAACAGAAGGGUUUAACAACAGUAAUAACCUCUUGCAGCCCUCUCCCUAUGUGUGCUGGGUUUAUAGAAUUUUAGAGUCUCUGGUUUAUAACCUAAUUAGAGCAUUAUAAUCUGAAGUUAUUGUUACAAAAUAACUUGAACCUAAGUGCAUGGAAUGUGUAUCAAGUAAAAUUCUAAGAUAAAAAAUUUUAUUCAUGUCCAUGAGUUAGUGCUUAAAAUUAAAAUAAGAAUAUU
Molecule: messenger RNA, 4839 nt
Organism: Limulus polyphemus (Atlantic horseshoe crab)
Lineage: Eukaryota; Metazoa; Arthropoda; Merostomata; Xiphosura; Limulidae
Product: ankyrin-3-like
Exons: 32
Coding region: 125-4513 (1462 amino acids)
Molecular function (GO): protein binding
Source: RefSeq, a predicted model, not a curated record